AUGAGACCGGAUAGUCUCCUCCUCCGCCCCGCCAACACCCAAUAUUGUACUCUCGGAUGUCCCAUUCUCGACGCCUUCCUCGGCGGCGGAAUCCCUUGCAACUCCAUCACCGAACUCGUCUCUGAAAGCGGCUGCGGCAAAACCCAACUCUCCCUUCAACUCCUCUUCACCGCGCAGCUUCCUCUUCACCUCAACGGCCUUUCCGGUUCCUCUCUCUAUCUUUACUCCGAGUUCCCAUUUCCCAACCGCCGUUUCAAUCAACUCCUUGAAUCUUUCCGGUUGUCUCAUCCGAUCUUAUUCGCCUCUUCUCGUGACCCUCGUGAUUAUAUAUUUACCCGUGAUUGUCAAACCGCACAAGACCUGCUCGACGUAUUGCUCUUGUUGGAGUCUCGACUUGAGAAACCCAAGGAAACCCGGCUGGAUAUUAAGUUGAUCGUCAUUGACUCGAUUGCUGCCUUGUUUAGGAGUGAGUUUGAGAACAACCCCAGAGAUCUUAAGCGGCGGUCCUCUUUAUUUUUCAAGAUUUCCUCCCUUUUGAAGUCGCACGCUAAGCGGUUUGGGAUUGCGAUUGUGUUGACAAACCAGGUAGUUGAUUCAAUAGAAGACAAUGAGGGGUCUAGUGGUAUUCGGGUUGGGAAUUUGGAGUGGUUGUAUACGUCUGGAAGACGAGUUUGGCCUGCUUUGGGAUUGUCUUGGGCCAACUGUGUCAACUCAAGGCUUUUUUUGUCAAGAUAUGAGGUAACAGAAGGAGUAGAGAAUGCUUCGCCUGAUGCUGAUUAUAUUGGUUUUGUCAAUAGACGAAAAACGAGGGAACUCCAUGUUGUUUUUGCUCCCCAUUUACCUUAUUCAACUUGUGAGUUUGUAAUAACAAGGGAAGGUGUUUCUGGAGUUGCCAGAUGACUUUCAUUUGCAAAGAAAUGGGAUUACCUUAGAGCAAUUUCAUAUUUUGGCUCUCUAUUCCUCCCUCAGAAGUUGCAUACUCUACAGCAAUUCAAGCUUACCCAUUUGUUACCGGGUUAUUUAAAUGACGAUGAGUUAUUUGGUGUCAUUUGCUUAUUUAUUAGUGUUUAUAGUUGUUCCUUUCUGAGGGUUAUAUCUAAUUCUUUGGGGAAUUAUUAGGUUGAUCCUUGGUUUUCUUGAUUUAUCAUUAAGUUUGCAACUUCCCUUUUCUGGAACUGUUAAAAUAUAUGAUCUGUGAACUUCAUCAUCACAUUCGAUCUGCCAUGUUCUGAGAGUAUUUUUUGACAAGCUGCAUUUAUGAAGCACACAUACAUCGUCAUCUCUUACAUGUAUAACCCUACACGGCCUAGAAGCUACCAUAUAA
Molecule: messenger RNA, 1324 nt
Organism: Cynara cardunculus var. scolymus (artichoke)
Lineage: Eukaryota; Viridiplantae; Streptophyta; Magnoliopsida; Asterales; Asteraceae
Product: DNA repair protein XRCC3 homolog
Exons: 1
Coding region: 1-900 (299 amino acids)
Biological process (GO): double-strand break repair via synthesis-dependent strand annealing; telomere maintenance via recombination; t-circle formation
Cellular component (GO): replication fork; Rad51C-XRCC3 complex
Molecular function (GO): ATP binding; ATP-dependent DNA damage sensor activity; four-way junction DNA binding
Source: RefSeq, a predicted model, not a curated record